This is a messenger RNA of Daldinia decipiens, 594 nucleotides long. RefSeq lists its product as uncharacterized. NCBI's taxonomy places the organism in Eukaryota, Fungi, Ascomycota, Sordariomycetes, Xylariales, Hypoxylaceae. The coding region runs from base 88 to 432 and encodes 114 amino acids. The transcript is spliced from 4 exons. The record is from RefSeq and is a predicted model, not a curated record.
CCCCGCCAGAACUGAGUUCGUCCAGAUACCAGAUACUAAACCUGUCCUUCCACCAAUGUAUGUACCUACAUUAUACCUACAUUAGGUAUGUACCUCCUAAGUUACAUCUAUUACCUAACUGCAUUCUUCCAAGUUUCCAACUCUUUGAACCCAGGACCUGACGGUUACGCUCAACUAUACAUGUAUCAUCUCCCUUCCGAGUCUAUACCUACAUAUGUCCCAUCUAUUGUUUACAGUACUCUUUACAAAGUAUCUCAUUUGCCGGAACGCAUCGCACUUAAGCAUACGGGAAUAUACAGUUCAGGGUCACAACCAAAGACGGUAGAUUACCUAGUUAUCGUGCAGCUCGCAUCUCAUCUGUGUACCGCAGUUCAAUCCCGUCCUUCGGCUGCCUUAUUAUUGUCACCUACCUUAGGUAUUGUACCUACAUAGCAAAAGCCAGCCUAGUCCAGCCUCGAUCACCGGCCAAACCAGCCUUUUUAAGUAGCCUACCUACCGUGUUGCAGAUUUCCAUCUAGAGCUCCAGUCUCUUACAAAGCUACAUAAGGUAGUACACAAGGUACAUCCAUACAUACCUAAUGUACCCUACGUACA